Molecule: messenger RNA, 270 nt
Organism: Xyrauchen texanus (razorback sucker)
Lineage: Eukaryota; Metazoa; Chordata; Actinopteri; Cypriniformes; Catostomidae
Product: C-X-C motif chemokine 10-like
Exons: 3
Coding region: 1-270 (89 amino acids)
Biological process (GO): neutrophil chemotaxis; inflammatory response; cellular response to lipopolysaccharide
Cellular component (GO): extracellular region
Molecular function (GO): CXCR chemokine receptor binding; chemokine activity
Source: RefSeq, a predicted model, not a curated record
AUGAGCCGGUACAUCUUAUUCCUGUCCUUGGUCUUUCUGGUCUGCAUAGCUUUCUCUGAGGAGAAACACAUGCUCAUCACCAAGCGAUGCCUGUGUUCCAAAUUAUAUGAAAAGCUGAGGCCUGGAAACAUCAAGGAGUGGAAAGUGCAUAAACCAAGUGCAUUCUGUGACACCGCUGAGAUUGUUGUGACUUUGAAGAAACCUCCAGUGAAAGUCUGCCUGAAUCCUGAAUCACAACAGGGACGUGGAAUGAAAUCUUUACAAUUAUAG